AGUGAUCCGUCGGUCGUGAGCAAGUUACUCCUUCAACAAUGUCUGACGCCGCCGUGAACCCCAAGGCCUACCCGCUCGCGGACGCCAAGCUGACCGUGUCCAUCCUGGACCUGGUGCAGCAGGCCACCAACUACAAGCAGAUCAAGAAGGGCGCCAACGAGGCCACCAAGACGCUGAACCGCGGCAUCUCCGAGUUCAUCGUCAUGGCCGCCGACACGGAGCCGCUUGAGAUCCUGCUGCACCUGCCGCUGCUGUGCGAAGACAAGAAUGUACCAUACGUGUUCGUGCCCUCCAAGGUCGCCCUGGGCCGCGCCUGCGGCGUGUCGCGCCCCGUGAUCUCCGCCUCGAUCACGUCCAACGACGCCUCGCAGCUGGGCCCGCAGAUCCAGAGCAUGCGCGAGCAGAUCGAGCAACUCCUAAUUUAAGCGCCUCGACUGAUUGCCGGCAGACGGUCUGCCUCGCGCUGCUGUAGCUUCAUUGCCGCCACUACCUGUGGUGCUGGGCUGCCGCAGCCGACAGACCUUUUGGUGCGCUAGUCAAAAGUGCACAGAUAACUGCUGAACAAUGCAAACUCUACCCAACCGCAUUUUGCGCUGUUCCUACACUCC
Phytophthora sojae is the source of this 608-nucleotide messenger RNA. RefSeq lists its product as hypothetical. Gene Ontology annotation, molecular function: RNA binding. Lineage: Eukaryota; Oomycota; Peronosporomycetes; Peronosporales; Peronosporaceae. The transcript has a single exon. Bases 39 to 425 code for a protein of 128 amino acids. Gene Ontology annotation, cellular component: U4/U6 x U5 tri-snRNP complex; small-subunit processome; nucleolus. The record is from RefSeq and is a predicted model, not a curated record. Gene Ontology annotation, biological process: maturation of SSU-rRNA; ribosome biogenesis; mRNA splicing, via spliceosome.